This is a messenger RNA of Sphaerulina musiva SO2202, 1827 nucleotides long. RefSeq lists its product as uncharacterized. The transcript has a single exon. The coding region runs from base 137 to 1510 and encodes 457 amino acids. The record is from RefSeq and is a predicted model, not a curated record. NCBI's taxonomy places the organism in Eukaryota, Fungi, Ascomycota, Dothideomycetes, Mycosphaerellales, Mycosphaerellaceae.
GAAAAAGGCUUCUGUCCUCACAAUCACUCACUACACACGCCGAACACCCGACACGCACCCAACGAGCGACUCGACUGCGACCGACUGCUCGAUAUACUGCACGCACCGCUGAGGCUUCGGCCUACAGCUCAUCAACAUGGCGCCCGUCUCGCCCGCCCCCGGCUUCUUGACCAUCGCUCGCACUCUCCAGAGCAACGAGCCCGUCCCCGAUCUGCUGCUCUCGUCCAACGAGCUCGACCUCCUCCGCAAGCGCGAUGCCUCCUCCGCCUCCUCCCCUCUCCCACCACCGUCGCUCGCCCAACAUGAGCACAGCUUGGUCAAGCGUGCCGACAAGAUCGUGCACGGCGUGGGCUCCAAGCCUCCCGAGUCCUUCAACAACGGGGGCUUCUUCGCACUAUUCGCCAUCCUCGGCGCUGCCAUGGUGUGUGCUGCCAUCUGGUUCUUCUUUUGGGCCAAGAACGGUGGCUUCCAGUUCGAGGAGGGUGAUUGGGACGACUACAAAUCGACGGUACUACGACGCAAAGGCCCGGAUGGCAAGACGCUUAGUAAUGCCACCAAGAGUACGAAGCUGGGCGGUGGCAGAUCUAUUGCAGGCACGCAACACUACGCUUGGGCUAAGCAACAGGCACGAUCCGUCGUCAGCAGAGACGAGAAGGGCAGAAAGGGCAUUCUGGCCAAGCGAGGUUUUGCGGGCACCCACUCUGUCACCUACAAGGACGACUUCACCGAUUCCCUGGGCUCGCAGACGAUCUCGGAUGGGAUGACGGAAGUGCUGACCGAGUACGAUGGAGGCAGCGGACACCAUUCCAAACGCUAUCGUGAUCGCGAUGUCCAUCAAUACAAGCAAGAGAAGCCAGCUCGUGUGGGUGGCAUGAACCGAGUGGCAGACAGCACCGCCUACACUGAAACCGAUCGAUCCGACAUCAUGACCGAGACGGUCCUCACCGAAUCGUCCGACCAGCCGAUGAUCCCCAAGUCCGCGCAAGACAAAGAGAAGGCACGCGCCGAGCGUCGAGCACGCCAUGAAGCAGCCAAGAUGGAACGCCGCUGGAAGCGCGAGGCCGAAGAGGCCGCGGCAGCACUGAACCGCGAAGCAGCUCCUGUCCCACCACCCGCCCAUGUUCGCAAGUCUGCGUCGCCGUCCAAGCGCGCCCCCUCGUCACGCCACCAUGCCCGUGAGAGAUCCGCUUCCCGUUCUGCUAGUCCCAGAAAGCGAGACUUCUCUUACGGUACGGGACCGGAGUCAGAAACCCUGAGCACCGCAUAUACUGCUUCAGAGUCCCACUCCCGAGGCACGAGAACUGCGAGCUACUACGAUGAGUACCGUCCGCGUGCGACGGAGAAUCCGAGAUACUCAUCCGAGUAUGGAGGCACACAACGCACGAGGGAGAGGAGCCGGACGCGACAGAGCUCCUCGUCGCCGAGAAAGAAGUCGUCCUCGCCAAGGAAGAAGACGGAGACGAGGAAGGGUGGUUAUCGACGUGGAGGGCAAGAUAGCGAUCUGGAGUAAUGAGUGAUGCAAGAGGGAUCAGAAUGAUAAGAAAUGGGCCGGAAAUCGCAGGCAUCAUACCCCUCCCACCAUGCUCGGUAGAUGCGAGAGGGCGAAGCAAUCGAAGGAGGGACCGAUGUCACCACUGUUAAGGAUGAGUCAUGCUGUUUGUUUAUGUUUUUAGUACCUCACCGGUGGAGGAGUAGUAAGGGCGCCGCAAGGACUCGGGUCGUCAGUCUGAUGAUAUGUGUGUUUUAUGACGGUACAGUACAGUACAGUACAGUAGUAGUAGUCUAGUAGACAGAAUAGGUAUGCGCGAAAUGUUGAUGUGAUGCCAC